GUCUGUGCCUCGAAAAAUGUCGUGCAGUGUUAUGAGUUGUUUGAUCCGUUUGUAUUUAUUGGAAUUUUGGGAGCUAAGCAUAAUAAAUUCGAUCAAUUCUGUUGAACAUUAAUACGUUUAUAUAAUUUGGACUAUCAGAAGUGAAUAUAAUUGUACAUUUCAGUGUGAGUUUGAUAUUGGUAACCUUUCAAUAUUUGUCCGGAACAUACAAGAUCGGACUGAUGUUGUCAAGAGCCGAAGGUCCAAACUCCUUCCAUAGGCAGAUGUCGUGAGCUCUGGCCCCGGGAGCACACGACGUCGGCGUGAUGAGCACAACCCGCCAUAAUGCGUCGGCGGCCAUUUUAAACCGUGAACGGCGCUGGUCGGCUCAAGAUGGCCGUCACCCGCGGCGCCAAAACUCUUACACAUCCCGCGCAGUGGCGCGUUCCCACACAGUACUAUGAAAUGUGGAAACACGGGAAGUGGCGACAGAAAACGUCACGACCAAGGACAAACGCAGCUGUUAGAGUGCCCAGAUAGAGACAUUGUACAGUGAUAUCCGUAGAGGCCUAAGUGUUACUUUUGUGUAAAUAUAGUGGUGAUUAGAUGUUAAGUAUGGCUGGCGAAGGGCGAGGAAGUCGCACGCCGCUGCUGGAGUGCGGUGGCGAGUAUGCGCACGCACACAAGACGACGGCCCCGCGUUGCUGCUACUGGCUGGCCAGUCACGUCAAUGUGAGGAAGUGUGUCGCUGGCAUCAUGUUACUAUCCGUCCUCACGAUAUUCUUCUAUACGUAUUACGUCACCGUGCCGUUUACAAGUUUGGUAUGGCGCGACCGAGUACCUCGCCCGCUGUCGCAGUGCUCGCUGCUUGCCUCCCAGCAGCAAACGGCGAGAGACCACCGUUCGGACGCGCGCCUCCGAAUCGACGCGAAGGUCCUCGUUAUCGUCGAAUCUGCGUACUCGCGUCUGGGGCGCGACAUAGCCGAAUUACUUGUUGCCAACCGAAUCAGGUACAAAGUGGAGGUCGCCGGAAAGAGUUUACCCGUACUGACAACACUGGACAAAGGCCGCUACGGCGUGAUCGUGUUUGAGUCUCUGUCCAAGUACGCCAACAUGGACAAGUGGAACAGAGAGCUGCUGGACAAGUACUGCCGCGAGUACUCCGUGGGUGUGGUAGCGUUUGCAACGCCUGGGGAGGAAACCUUGGUGGGUGCGCAGCUGAAAGGGUUCCCACUCUUCAUGCACACAAAUCUCCGACUGAAGGACGCAACACUGAAUCCUGCAUCCCCUGUGCUGCGCUUAGCGCGUGCGGGGGAGACCGCAUGGGGUGGGUUGCCUGGCGACCACUGGACAGUGUUUCGGGCCAACAGUUCCACUUACGAACCAGUUGCGUGGGCCCUCAAACAAAAUGAAUAUGGUUCCACCGAAGAACGUGCGCCGUCAGCUACUGUGAUCCAAGACCACGGGCGCUGGGACGGUGUGCAGCGCAUUCUGUUUGGUUCCGGAUUACAGUUCUGGUUGCAUCGCUUGCUGUUCCUUGACGCACUUAGCUACCUGAGCCACGGGCAGCUGAGCCUAAGUCUCGACAGAUGGAUCUUGGUCGAUAUAGACGAUAUCUUCGUAGGCGAAAGAGGGACUCGACUACACGAAGAAGAUGUGGCUGCGUUACUAGCUUCACAGUCUGCGCUGCAACGACUUGUGCCAGGCUUCAGAUUCAAUCUGGGCUUCAGCGCGAAGUACUUUCAUCAUGGAACAACCUUGGAGAAUAGAGGCGACGAUGCACUCCUUAAAAAUAGGGAGCACUUCAACUGGUUUUGUCACAUGUGGAACCAUCAACAGCCGCACUUGUACAACAACGUGUCCCAACUGAUAGCGGAGAUGAUGUUAAACAAACAGUUCGCCGUAGAGCAUGGCAUUCCCACCAACUCGUGCUACUCCGUAUCGCCACACCACUCUGGGGUGUACCCUGUGCAUGAGCCGUUAUACGAAGCUUGGAGGAAAGUUUGGGACGUUAAAGUCACCAGCACUGAGGAGUAUCCACAUUUGAGACCUGCAAGGUUACGUCGUGGCUUCCGUCACAGAGGUGUGAUGGUACUACCGCGUCAGACGUGCGGCCUUUUCACACACACGCUGCUACUAGAGAGAUACCCAGGGGGCAGGCAGCGACUCGACAGGUCUAUACAAGGCGGGGAGCUCUUCCAGACCGUCAUCAACAAUCCGAUCAACGUAUUCAUGACGCACAUGUCUAACUACGGCAACGAUCGUCUGGCCCUAUACACCUUCGAGUCGGUGGUGAAGUUCCUUCGUUGCUGGACCAACGUUCGCCUUGCGUCUGCGCCGCCGCUAGCGCUCGCCGAGAAAUACUUUCAGCUGCGACCCGACGAGCUCAACCCUCUGUGGGGGAAUCCAUGCGAUGACAUCCGACAUCGACGCAUUUGGUCAAAGAGCAAAUGGUGUGGAACUUUGCCCCGAGUGUUGGUGGUUGGGCCUCAGAAGACAGGUAGCACGGCGCUGUACACUUUCCUCGGAAUGCACCCAGCACUGGCGGCCAAUUUACCCAGCCCUAGUACUUACGAAGAAUUGCAGUUCUUCAACAAUAACAACUAUCUUAAAGGCCUAGAUUGGUACCUAAACUUCUUCCCACCCAGUCUGGCGAAUUCCUCCCAAAUCACAUUCGAGAAGUCAGCGACGUACUUCGACGGCGAUCUCGUCCCGCGGCGUGCGCACGCGCUUCUGCCCAACGCGAAAAUUAUCAUCAUUCUCAUAUCACCUUCCAAGAGGGCGUACUCUUGGUACCAACAUAUCAGGUCGCACGGAGACCUAGUAGCCAACAAUCACUCGUUUCACGCCGUCAUCACUGCCAACGAUUCCGCACCGAAACCACUACGGGACCUACGGAAUCGUUGCCUGAACCCGGGCAAGUACAGCCACUACCUGGAGCGUUGGCUGGCGGAGUUCGGCGGCCAUCAGCUGCACAUCAUCGACGGCUCGCUACUGCGCACGGAUCCCGCCAGCGUCAUGAACACGCUGCAGAAGUUCCUCAAGCUGUCGCCGCAUGUCGACUACAAUAAAAUGCUCAAGUACGAUGCAAAGAAAGGUUUCUACUGCCAAGCGGUAAGUAACGAGAGGACAAAGUGUUUGGGUAAGUCCAAGGGGCGGGUGUACCCCCAGAUGGACGAGCAGUCGGCCAAGUUCCUGCGCCGCUACUACACGCCUCAUAAUACCGCUCUCUCAAAACUGCUAGUGCGCUUAGGAAGGCCGGUGCCACAGUGGCUGAAGGACGAAUUGUCCGCGAACGGAUAGCAUACGCCCCGCUCGCACCACGCGAAACUCACGCACACACUCGUCAAGGUCUGCGUACUGGACAUACCUUGACCGAGUCCAUUUGUUGAAUGAAGAAAAAACAAAAGAGUAACUGUACGCGCAUGCGCUGCGCACGCAUUGUUUUUCCUCGAAGUUUAUCAAUGUGAAAGUUAUCUUUGUUGGAAUUUAAAUAUUAUUGAUUGGCUCUGUCUAUCGAAUUCGUGUAAUAUAAUGAAAAUGUUUUUGAAAGUGAUAUUUGUGUAUUGACAUGGAAAUUUUUCUCUCGAUCUGUUUGUUCGAAAUAGUGGAAUAUUUUGUUUAUUAAUAUUAGGUACAUAAUUUUAGUUUGUCUGCCGUUUUAGUAUUAGUGACUUACGUGUGUCGGAGCUCGGAAGCGACGAUUCUUUUGCUUGCCGUUUUAUUGGAUUUAGGUAAUAUAAUUUUUGGAUGAUGUGGUAAUCCGACAAUUUAUUUAUUUUUCACUGUCGGCUUAGGUGCUAUCUGUUAAUAAUAGAAAUGCUAUGUGAAUAUUCUCAUUAUAACUAAUUAUUUUCGUAGUAAUGUAUUUUUAAUUGUUUCGUGUAACUAACGAAGGAGCUUUAUGUCAAUGCCAUACUUGCAUUUUUCUUGUAAUAUAUAAGUUACGAAAUGUAUAUAUUAUAUUUUAUUCUCAUUCCACGCUUAAUUAAAGGAACAAACUAAUUUUAGUUUCAAUUUUAGAACGAGUACGUACCUGAUGCGAUUUGUAGUUAUUUUUGUUUCAAAUUAAUAAAUGUGCUAAUAUUGUUUUAAAAAUUUCUACGUCUGUCUGUGCCAUAGUGAAAUGUGUUUAUUAACGGCACUAACUUUAUCAUUUUCAGUGUAAUUGACAGAAAGCUAGUCUUAUAUGUAUUUAUUAGGGACAAGAGAGUUUAUUUCAUCCAUGCUUUAAUAAAACGAUACAUUAUUUUAGUUCAGUUACCGUUUAGCCGUAAGAAUUUUAAAUAUACAUAUUGAAUAUAUGGCGUUAUAUAUUUUAAAUAAAUAAUAUCAAUGACACAAUGAAUCAAACAUAAAUGUAUUGGGUAUAUAUUUUGAUAUGGACGAAUUUAUCGGCGAGGUAACUUGGUAAGAGGAAAGAUGUGUAAAUGAGAUACUAAUAUUAAGACAUUUUCUUAUCCUUCUAUAAAUAAUUAUAACAAUAACUUUGAUUAAUGAGAAUAAAACUUAUCUUAUAUAUUUUCGUAUGUUAUCAGAAAAGUUGAUACGUCGUUAAAUAAAAUGAAAUUUAUCAGUUUUCUAUCACAAUAUAUAUAUUAGGAUAAGGAAAUGUAGAAUGUCGGUACUUAACAUUUAAAUCGGUUUUAAUCUUGAAAUAGAGAAGUACAUUUUAUGUAAUACGAUGGAUGAAGUUUAUAUUUAUAAUGUUAACAUCUUGUAGUGAACAAGUCUCUGUUACAUUAUUUUAAAUGAAAAAAAUUGGUUAAUGCUUUAUUAACUUUCAAUCUAAAAUGUUUCCAAACAUAUUAAUACGAUGUGUUUACGUAGAGAGAAGCCUUAUUUAUAAAGACGACAAAAUGUGUUACAGUAUGUUUGUUGAGAUUGCGUGUACGUAACGUUGCAUCCGAUGAUCUGUUGAGCAUCAAUUAGAUAUUAUGUUCCUGAGGAACGGUUGUGUUUUACUUCGGCAAUAAACUAUUAGUUUCAAAUGGACCCGUUGCAUGUCCAAGUUGAUUUCUAUAAGAAAUGUAAUUUAUUAUAUUGUGUUUUAAUGAUGCACACGUGAAAAUCAUUUUUACGAUACAGCCAAUGACUGCUCUUAAAAUGUGUU
Messenger RNA from Chilo suppressalis (striped riceborer), 5092 nucleotides. NCBI's taxonomy places the organism in Eukaryota, Metazoa, Arthropoda, Insecta, Lepidoptera, Crambidae. The record is from the annotation of a GenBank genome assembly.